AUUAGCUGUGAGACAUCGUUCCUCGCCUGAGAUCAACUGACAAUGACGCUCCACGUUGAGGGGAAGAGAUUUGAGUGUGCGAUGAACGAUGACCCGGAGAUUAACGGUGAAGACCCAAAUAAGUACGACGGAAGGAUCAGAUGGUCGCGACAAAUGGACAGCAUUCUGUCUUUGGUUGGAUACUGUGUAGGCCUCGGCAAUCUUUGGCGAUUCCCCUACUUCUGUAACAGAAAUGGUGGAGGGGCGUUCCUGAUACCAUAUAUGGUAUGCCUUGUCCUGAUUGGCUUGCCUCUGUUCUUUCUGGAGCUUUCUAUUGGCCAGUUUUCUGGAAGUGGGGCUAUGCAUGUGUGGAGCAUAUGUCCACUCUUUAAAGGCCUUGGCUACGUGAUGAGCAUUGCCUCCUUCAUCUGCUCCUUCUACUUCAACCUGAUCAUUGCCUGGGUCCUGUACUACCUGGUCAUGUCCUUCUACCCUGUCCUGCCCUGGACCACCUGCUCCAACUGGUGGAACACACCCGCAUGUACCACCUGGGACGCCGUCAACAAAACAAGAGACAAUCUGACAUUGUCUGACAACAUUAGCGUAUCUAGCUACGUCAACAAAACACGUCUCAACGUCUCAACAUCAGCAGCGGAAGAAUUUUGGCAGUACAAUACACUGCGGGUUUCGGCGGGUCUACACGACAUGGGAGGGAUACAAUGGCACAUGGCACUCGCCCUCUUUGUCGCAUGGGUCAUUAUCUUUCUCUGUCUGAUCAAAGGUGUCAAAUCUGUUGGCAAGGUGGUGUAUGUGACGGCCCCACUGCCCUACAUACUCAUCACAGUCAUCCUCAUCCGCGCCGUGAUGCUGCCAGGAGCUACCCAAGGCAUCAUCUACUACGUCAGUCCAGACUUCAGUCGACUGGCUGACUUGCAGGUGUGGAUGGAGGCGAUGCUGCAGAUGUUUUACUCUCUCGGCGUUACCUGGGGCGGCCUUCACACCAUAGCCAGCUACAACAGGUUCUCCAACAACUGCUAUAGGGAUGCUGUCAUGAUCACGUUCCUCAGCGAGGGCACGAGUUUCUACGCAGGCUUCGCCAUUUUCUCCGUUCUUGGAUUCAUGGCGGAGAGCAAAGGGGUUCACAUAUCAGAGGUCAUCAAAGCAGGGCCUGGACUUGGUUUUGUGGCUUACCCAGAAGCUCUUGCGCUACUUCCGGUACCACAAUUGUGGGCAGUUAUCUUCUUCAUCAUGCUGGUGACGGUGGGAGUAGACUCUCAGUUUGGAACGACCGAGACAACAGUAACUGCAAUUGUAGAUACAUUUCCGAACAAGCUUCAUCAAAGGCGAGGUCUGGUGACCGCUUGUUUGUGUGGAUUCAGCUACAUCUCUGGACUUGUUUUAGUCACACGGGGCGGUAUCUACGUGUUCGUGCUGAUCGACUGGUAUGUGGCGACCUUCAGUCUUCUAGUGGUGGGGAUCAUGGAGUGUGUCAUCAUCGGAUGGAUAUACGGCGCGGCCCGGUUCAGUGGUGACAUUCAGAUGAUGCUUGGACGGAGACCCCCAGUGUUCAUGAAGAUGAUGUGGUGUUUUGUAUCUCCAAUCCUAAUGGCUAUGUGUUUCGUCCUGACUCUUGUACAGUACGAGGCUCCAACAUACGGGGACUAUGAGUACCCGACCUAUGGCGUAGCCAUUGGGUUAUUCAUUGGUCUGGUAUCCAUGGUACCGGUGCCAAUCUGUAUGAUAAAGGAGUUGGUAAAGGCAAAAGGAUCAUUUGUUGAGAGAGUGGGCACCUGUUUGAGACCUGACUCCACGUGGGGACCAAUCUCGAGGAAACACCGUGCUGAAUACUCCAAACCUGUUGAAGGGUCGGACUGGAAGAACUCCUUCAGGAUAUAUAAAUGGUAGCGGGCACCCAUGCUGCUGAGCACACCAAGCAGUAGAGGAAUAGGAAAAGCUAGCCUUUUAGGAUAUAUGGAAUGGAAGCGUGGGAUACAAAGUACUGUGGAAACAAAGAAUUUGUAGUUAGGAAAAUGAUUGGUUUUAAUAUAUGUGGAUGUGGAAUAGUGAAAGUGAACUUCAUGAUCAUAAACCUAAUACUGCUGAAACACAUGUAUGCACAUGUUGAGUCACAACUGUACAAUUGACUCUGCUUUUAGCAGAAAUUUGUUAAGAAUGUGGAAAAGGCUUUCUCGCUUCUAUGUAUUUGUAUGUUGAACCUCGAUAUCAAAUCUUUAUAUAGGCUCCAGAUCUUUUUGAAAUAGAUCAUGUUUUAGAAGACUUGUAUUCAUCUACAAAAAUGGGUCCUAUAGCGGCUAUCAUCACUUUGUCCUUUUAGCCUGUGUGUUAAAGCUUCAUUUAAACCUCUCAUAUAUGAGAUUCUUAUGUGUUUUAAUGACCCCUGCUUUUUCAUCAAGUAAAAACCCAUUGGUAGCCUUGACACGGUAGGUGUACUUCUUGUAGGUGGGACCGCCAUUUAUUCUAACUCCAACUAUAAAACACCUUGCUUAAGAUAAAAACAAAGUCUUUCUUGACAUAUCGCGAUUCGGCAAUAUUCAAAGUAAAACAUCGAUGUAUCGUGGCCCAUUUGAAGUAUCGUAUCGGUAUGUAUGACAAUAUAAAACUUUGUAUGCAUAUCAAUGAAUCGUCACACCAGUAGUAUUCAUGCUUAACUCUUGCAUGGUGUAUUCUUAAGUACGACGUUAAACCCCACGUCACCUCACCUCUUGUAGGGGGGAGACUCGUCAACUACAAAAGAGGGUAGGUUAGUGCAAUAAGGCAUGGGUACACUUCAUAGCUAUUUUGUUUAGAUGUUUGCCAAUACGAUAAAUAAUAAUCGAUACAGAUUCUUGUACAACUAAUGCUUGACAACGGUACAAGAAUCUGAAUCAAACGCCCCACUUGCGAAAUAAACUAAAUUGCUCUCCA
Haliotis rubra (blacklip abalone) is the source of this 2904-nucleotide messenger RNA. RefSeq names its product sodium- and chloride-dependent glycine transporter 2-like. The transcript has 13 exons. Bases 43 to 1884 code for a protein of 613 amino acids. Gene Ontology annotation, biological process: sodium ion transmembrane transport. The record is from RefSeq and is a predicted model, not a curated record. Gene Ontology annotation, cellular component: membrane. NCBI's taxonomy places the organism in Eukaryota, Metazoa, Mollusca, Gastropoda, Lepetellida, Haliotidae.